AUGUCUGCAAUUGCCAUCAGACCAACAAUUGGUAGAAUUACCAAAACUCAUACCGCCAAGUUCAGAUACACCAGAUUCACCCAAUUCUCAUUAUUAGGUGCUUCUGGUUUAACUGCCGCUUUAGCUACUUAUUUUUAUAAUGAAAGACAGCAAAAGAACAGCAACAACAACAAUAACAAUAACAACAAUAACAACGGCGGUAGAAACGUCACCAAAGCUGGAUUUUUAGGUCUCUUAUCAGGUUCCGCAGCUGCCAAUGUUCAUCAAGCCCAAGUUCCAAACGGAAAGGGUUUCAAAGAUUAUCAACAAGUUUAUAACGAUAUUGCAGCCAAAAUUGCUGAAUAUCCAGAAUAUGACGAAAACUCGGGUUUCAAUGCCGUUUUAUUAAGAUUAUCCUGGCACUCGUCUGGUACCUAUGUCAAGGAAAGUAAUUCCUAUGGUUCAUAUGGUGGUACUAUGAUUUACGGUCCUGAAGAAUUAGAUGGUGCUAACAAUGGUUUAGCAAAUGCUAGAUCAUUCUUGCAAGAAUUUGCAGUUAAAUAUCCAUGGAUUUCUCGUGGUGAUUUAUGGACUUUAGCUGGUGUUGCAGGUGUUCAAGAAGCUGGUGGUCCAAAGAUCCCAUGGGGUCCUGGUCGUGUUGACGAUAAUUCUGGUAAGAAUGUUCCUCCAAAUGGUUUGUUACCUGAUGCUUCUAGAGAUGGUAAAUAUGUCAAGGAUCUUUUCGCUCGUAUGGGUUUUAAUGAACAAGAAACUGUUGCCUUACUUGGUGCUCACGUUUUAGGUAGAUGUCAUCCUCAACAUUCUGGUUAUAAAGGUCCUUGGGGUCCUUCCUUUAAUCAAUUCACUAAUGAUUUCUAUGUCAGAUUAUUAGGUGAUUGGCAAGUUAAGAAAUGGGAUGGUCCAAAACAAUAUGAAGACAAGGAAACUGGAGAAUUCAUGAUGUUGCCAACUGAUAUUGCUUUGAAGGAAGAACCAUACUUUAUCAAGUAUGUUAGACAAUACGCAAACGACCAAGAUUUGUUCUUUAAGGAUUUCGCUGAUGCUUAUUCCAGAUUGAUUUCUUUAGGUGUUACAUAUCCUAAAGGAUUCAAGCUUUGGGAAUUCCAAACUUUAGACGAACAAGAAGGUUAUUAA
This is a messenger RNA of Hemisphaericaspora subhashii, 1134 nucleotides long. RefSeq names its product cytochrome-c peroxidase (gene CCP1). Gene Ontology annotation, molecular function: heme binding; peroxidase activity. Bases 1 to 1134 code for a protein of 377 amino acids. The record is from RefSeq and is a predicted model, not a curated record. The transcript has a single exon. Lineage: Eukaryota; Fungi; Ascomycota; Pichiomycetes; Serinales; Debaryomycetaceae. Gene Ontology annotation, biological process: response to reactive oxygen species; cellular response to oxidative stress; hydrogen peroxide catabolic process.